Molecule: messenger RNA, 2430 nt
Organism: Seminavis robusta
Lineage: Eukaryota; Bacillariophyta; Bacillariophyceae; Naviculales; Naviculaceae
Source: the annotation of a GenBank genome assembly
ACAGCGCUAUGGCAGUAGCUGGGCCGAGUGUCAACAGAACAUAGCGUAGGGUACCUUAACCGCAGCAAAAUUGGCUUGACCGAGGUAGGUAGCGUUUUGGGUCUUGGGAAGAAGGGAAAAGGGGGCCAACCGAACUGACCAGGUUCCGCAGAUCUUGCAGACUUAUUCAAGACUUCCAGUAUUGCUUCUGACAGCCGCUGUUGCCAAAACGUUGAGGCAUUUUUCGCCCAGCAUGUUUCCAUCGUCAACAUUGCUCCCCCCGAACACCAGUAGCCACCGGGAGCCUGAAAUACAUGUACCCCCUCUCAAUCCCAAGGAUAUCUUCUCUCGCCAAUGGCGCAACAGCCCAAAAGGUGAUAUCUGGUCGGCGCUGGAGGAUUGGUUUGUUCUGAAUGAGAACAAGGAAUUCGCGCUGAAGGAGUCCUUGGCGGCCAAGGAUCCUUUGUCAAAUUGGACCAUUCUGCACUUUGCCUGUGCCCACGAUGCCCCUCAAAAAUUGGUCCGAAAGUUGCUUGAAGCACUUCCUGGUGGCCUCUCCUUGAGAGACUCCGAGGGGCGCACUCCUUUGCAUCUGGCCUGCGAGAAUGGUGUCUCUAUAGAACUUGCAGAGUAUCUGGUAUCCGAGGCAGCCAAAGGUUUUCUACUAGAAACCGUCGACGGUAUGGGUCGCACUCCAAUGCACACGGUUCUAGACCAAGCUCACCUCAAGGGAUCCGCGGGUAUGCUUGAAUUGUUGUUGGGGCAGAGUUUUGAGCCGAAGAAGAUAGAAGACAAAGAAGGACGCUUCCCCCUCGCUUGCCUCAAGAAAUUCAAACCAGAAAAUUGCUCCAAAGAAGAAAUGGAUAACAUUGUGGCUUGUUUUGAAGCCUACAUUGCGUCGGUUCAAUUUCUGGAGUCAAGAUCAACCCGGAAGGAUCCUGACUUCUAUUUCCUCGCCCUUUUGGACGAGUUGCCUUGGUGGUUGUGGGAGCGUGCCGCAUCCUCUUCGACGAUGCAGACCCUCGUCAAUAAAGUAUUCUGCUCCGGUGGUGUGACACAGUUUUUGGUGAUGAGGUUCAUGUCUUUGGUCAUUAUCUUAGCCUGUCUACCGCUGGUAUGGGCAGACUACAAUGAACAAUUCGCUGGCUGGCUUAUUCCCUACUUGCUGGUGGGGGCCUCGGCUUGCCUGCUGUUCGAGAAGGGAAUUCCCAUGAUGACCAGGGCCGUCAAGGGGAACAUAUUCUGUCGACUGCAGAGGCAUCCAGCGGAAUUGGUUUAUAUUUUGCUCGGCAUGUACACGUUGGUCAUCUCAAUAUUCAUGCUGACAAUGACAGUAAGAGAGGGAUCUCCGUUCUCAAGCGAGGAAGCAACGUUUUGGAGAGCACUAACUGUGAUCUCCAUUGCAAUGACAUCGUGGGCGCUAGUUGCGUUCUUUCGAUUGGUAUCUGUUGACUUCGCUCAAAUUACAAACGGGGUCGUCACGACGGCCAAGAAAAUCAUGGCUUUUAUGCUGGCUUUUACGAUUGUCUUGGUAGCCUUUGCAGAGAUGCUCUAUAUUUCCACCACUGGAACUGAAGAAUGCACCCGACAAUCUGACUUUUGCAAUUUCUUCGAUGCACUGCUGAAGGUCUAUACCAUGUCAGUUGGAGAAGUCAGCGAAGAUGACAUUCCCAAGAAUGGCUUUUCCAUCUUUCUCUACGUUGUAUUUGUCUACGCAGUUGUCCUCUUAUUGGCCAAUGUGUUGGCCUUCAUCAUUGGGAAUGAUAUCUGGAGUAAAGAACAAACGAGCCAGGGCUUCUGGUUGAACCGGAUGAACUAUCUCGCAGAAGUGGGGUCAGUAUUUGCUUCGAAGAAAAGGGAAAUAAAUUUCUUUGGGGGCAGGUGUGAAAUUGACCUUUGUUGCGAAGUCGACUGUUCGGCGGCGUCCAGCAGGACUUGGCAGAAGUUGACGUCGGUCUUUGAAGACAAGGGUCUAGGAACACUUUCGCCAAUGUUUUGGCUGACAAUGGUGCUGCGCUUUCUCUCGGCCAUAGCGUUAUCGCUGUGGGUUCUCAUAGGGUUAGGUUUCUUUGGAGCGUUUUGGCCUGCCAGUGUCAGAGAAUUUUUGUUUUGGGUUCCGACAAAGGAAGAGAAAGCCCAAGCAAACAAGGAUGUCGCAGCCAAGAACACAACACAAAGUGUCUUGGAAUUGAGCUCCAUCAAGUCAGAAAGGACAUGAAUGCUAUGGAAGAAAAGCUUUCAAAUGAAAUCAAGAGCAUGGAAGAAAAGCUUUCGAAGGUUUUGGCCUUGUUGGAAAACCAACAGAAGACGCUACCCGCCCAAACCUAGCUAGCUGCCCGGUCGUAUCCCCAGAUUUGCAUAGCAUGCCGCUGAUCGCAACAUUGCCGAGCACCCAUCCCUGGGCGAAGGUUUUCCCGAUCUUCGCCUUUUUAAAAGAAAAUCAGCUGGCUU